GCUGUUCCGAUUUCCGUUCUUUGUUGUGAGUUCUUUAGUGAUGCAAAAUUAACAUUUUUAUCACUUUCAUGAUAACAGAUCAUUUGAGAGAGUCAAAAGGAAUUGGGGCAACUAUUGCUUCUCUUCUUAAUUUUGGUUUAUAAAACUAAAGGUAAAUCAUAUUCAUAAAAACCAACUAAUAAUAAAUGUUAACUUCUUUUUUUUUAUAAUGAAACUGUAACUGAUUUAUUUAUUUAUUUUAUUGAUGGGUUUAAUCGGUUUAAACUAGACUGAUGACUAGACUAGACUAACUGAUAGACUAAAUACUAAAAACAUAAAUACUAAAUAACAUAGUGAAUAGUAGUACUAGAAGUAGAAUUCCAAUUACCAGUAGUUUAUUUAAUAUUUAGCAUACACUUAUUUAAUUUAUUUAUGACUUAUGACUUUCACAUAUGAUGAAUUAGAACUAAUCAAGCCUAAUGGCAGCAUGGCUUGUACUUGUGAUGUGUGGUAGUCACUUCGGUAUCGCCCAGAAAUUCCCAAAAACAGGUGUCGUAAUUUUUUUGUCAAAAUGGUGACCUCCAUUUAUUUUUUUAGCAUAUUAAUAAAUACCUUCUACAUCCGCCAAUUACUCAAUGCCGACAUCUUGUUUGUUGUAUUGAGAGUUCGUAUGAUAAAGUAUGAUUUUUUUUCAAGGUUAAAGCUUUGAAAAUUGAAGUUAAAAAUAGGUAAACUUCACUCAUCAAUAACCUUUUUUUUUUAAAUGUGCUCCAUAAUCAAAAUACCCUGCUCCUUUAGUUUCAUUUAGGUUCAUUUACAACAUAUCCAAAAUUCAUGAGUGUAGACAUGGGUAGGCUUCAAAAUCGAAAGUCCCAGAUCAUAGCCAGAUGUAAUUUUUUUUAGACUGUAAUUUGUCAUAUGGCCACCGUGCUUGUCUGCUUAUUGCCAAUUAUCGAUAGCAUCCGUGGGGUAAUUAAUAAUUUAUUGAAUUGGUUAUGCAGAAUAUAAAUUAUAAAUAUUUGUAAGGCCUAUUAUAAUAAAUUAUAUGUAAUGAUAUUUUAGGCCAGGCUAUGUCUAUGUAAUUAUAUUUUAAUGAAUAAUAUUGUGAUUCUUAAGGCAUAAAGUAAGUAAAAAAAAUUUUAAUAUUCACUUACCUUUGGUAUUAAAAUAUCGCAAUAUUGCUCAAAAGAAUUAUUAUACAAUCCUCAGUUUCUCAAAGAAAAAAACACACUUUCUGGCACAAUAAUCCAAGAAUUACUUUAGAUAUUACUAAAGAACAAUCAUAAAAACUUCUACUUAUCGCAAGCAAAUGACUAGAACUUAUUUUAUUUUCUAAAGUUGAUUCUUAACAAUACAUGUUGAGUUGUAAAAAAAGAUUACAAACUUAAAAUAAAUGACAUACUGAUUUUUUUGUCAUCAUAUAGGAAUAAUAUACAUAUGUAGAAAAUGGUACAAUAAAAAGUAUACUCAUAAAUUUUAACUAAAUGAAUCAAAUAAUCCUGUAUUAUUUGCUUAUACUUAAAGAUGUUAAACGAUUACACAGAAAAUUUGUAUUAUUUUGGGGAAAUUUUUAAAAAAAUGUGUAAACUAAUUAAUUAAAUAACAAUAAGUGUCAAGUCAGCAUAUUUUCAACAUGUUUUGUUUUAUAAUGAAAAUUAUAUACAUUAAAGAAUUUUUUUUUGGGGGGGGGGGGGAAUAUCAACAAUAACUAAAUUUAAAAUUUGUAGUUUUAUUUAGUAAAACUCAAAUCUAACUAUAUUCCCAGUAAAUGUUAUAUUUAUAUAUCAUUUUAUAAUAAAGUUAUAUGCGUAAAAGCAAAAGCCAAAUAGGAGGGCACACUUGUGUGUGGAGGAAAACGCCUUUGUAAAAAAGUGGUUUUGAGAUCCUUACUAAAAAAUUCACAACUUUUGAACAACUUGAGCUAGAAAGUUGAUCUUGGUUUUUCUGUAAUCUAUUCUCUAGGCUAUACAGCUGUAGUAUGUUUAAUAUUUGUUAAAAUGUUUUAAAAUUUUCAUCAAAGAUGCCUCUGUGUGGUGUCAAAAGCGUUCAUUUGAUUAACUAAUAAACUAACACACAGUGCACAAAUAACACACAGCGCACAAUAAAACACAAUAUUCUGUGCACAGCAAUUACUAGUGUAUACAACUGGGCUAUUUUUUAAAUUAUAUCGUAGUCCACUAUUAUUUAACUUUUGUUUUACCUUCAUUGGACCCUUUCCAUGUUAUUAGUUAGUAAUAUAAACUCUCUUUAUAACAGCAAUUUUUAUACUCAUAUAGUAUAGGUCUUUUAAAUACUUAUUAAAUUUAUAUAAUUGAGUCACUUUCUCUGGUCUGGUGAAAUCGCUGCAAGGGACAUGGUUCGAUUUGAAAGUGUUGGCUUGCUGCGUGCCUUGCCUAUAAUCUCAAUAGAAUUUCGGAGAUAAUGAACAUGUUAGGUUUAUAAAGUUAGGCCUUAUAAAGUAUCUUGUUUUGAUUCUACUUCCCAUGGCAGCCCUGCUUCAUUUUUAUUAUUAGGUCAUUUAAUUAGAAUUGAAAUAGUUAUUAAUAUUCUAAUGAUUUUAAUUUCAUUCUAAAAGACUAGACCAGCCUUGAGCGAAGGCCUAUAAUUUAUUUUAUUUAUUGUAUUUUAUAUAGGUGACAAAAAAAAGUGUAAGUGCAAAGCAAAGGACUGAUUAAACUACUAAAAUAGUCCACUUGUCACUGAGUGUAAGUGUUUUUAUGUCACUUUUUAUGACAUAGUGCAUGUAGCCUAAUACAUGGUAUAUAGUACCAUAUUCUGACAACAAAUUUUCUUUCAGACCUUAACUCUUUUCCCUCUGUGUGGCAAUGUAUCAGGUUUAUAAAUGGGUCUAGCUUGAAAAAUUAGUUAGCAGAGGGGGAAAAAAUCUUUUUGAAUGACAGAAUGUUUAAUUAAUAACUAUUGAAGAUAUUUCAAUUGUUUAUAAAUUAUCCCUUUAAGUUGUGGUCUGAAAUUAUGAAAAUUAAAGUAUAACUUUAAUCAUCCAUUUUCAAUGUAGAUGUGGUCAAGUCAGCAGACUCUUGCAGAGUUUCGAUUAUUUACCUGCUUAACAGAGGAUGAAGGUACAGAAGUUUCUUUAGUGCGAGCUCAUGUAACAAGAAGUAUCAUAAGGUAUCAUUUAUGUGUAGAAUAAUGUUUCUCUGCAGCUCUAGACAUGUGGAAACUUUGUAAUGUUGGAUAUACAUUAUAAUUUUGGACUUCUUGAAGAUUUUAUUUCAUUAAUAAUUUAACAGAAUCUCAUGAAGUCAUUUUCAAAUCAAAAAUAAAACCUUAAAUCAAUUUUUAUAUUUACUUAAUUUUUUUUUUUUUUUUAAAUUACUAGCGAAAUGUAUAAUAUAUUGUGGUCUACCUAAAUAUAUUUCAGUGAACAGAGGUAUCAAGAAGAAUUUUACCCCAACAUUGAAAUUAGCACACCUGACGAUGUAGCAUCUAUCAGUUCAAGCAUUGAAGAAGACGUGACAGAUUCUGAAAUAUCCAUAGCAACACAGCAAUCGAGUGCUAACCCAGAGUCACUUGAGAAGAACCUCAGGAGUGAUCAGAGCAAAUUGUCAAAGCGCCUAUCCACUUUAGGUUUGGGUAACUUUGAUUUAAGCUCCUCUGAUUCAGAGGAUUCCGAGUGCCAUCGCGGGGCAGUGGGUGGUGAGGAGAGCAAUAGCAAAUGCAAAGAGGAGCGUUUGAAAAGAUAUUUAGAAGGUGCUGCAGCAUUGGCUGAAAUUGUGGAAGACACUGAGAAUUUGAGUCUUGAAAAUAAUAGCACCAAAGGCGAGGACCAGGUUACAGGGUGGGAAACAGCUGAUAAUGCACACAUGAUGGAGGCUAUGGGACUACCUCAGCAGUUUGGUUCAUCCAAGAGAAGCUUCUCCAAUAAGGUUUGCUAACAAUUUUAAGGACGUAACACUUUAUAUUAAAAAAAGAAAACUUAAAUGGACAUAUUUUUUUCCCGGACUGAUAAAACAUAAGGUUAUUAGAUAGUAAACUCAUAGCUUUGUUAAUAGAUAGUAAACUCAUAGCUUUGUUAUUAGAUAGUAAACUCGUAGCUUUGUUAUUAGAUAGUGAACUCAUACCUUUGUUAUUAGACAGUAAAUUCAUAGCUUUAACAAGAAAGACUAUGCUCAUUUCAUUUGAGUUCAUUUCACUAAAGGGAUCUGUAAAAUCUGUUUUAGUAGAGCUAGCAUAUUUGAAAUAUUGUUAGGUAUUGCUCUGUUGUAUAAUAUGCCAAACCACAGGUACGAACUGCUACAUCUGGAUAUAAAUUAUAAAGUGUUUAAAACUAUUUUCUUGAUGGGCAUAUUUUAUGAUUAAAAAAUUCUGUUCAAUGUUAAAAUUCAAUGAUUAAUUCAGCAGAACUAAGCUGUUUUUUUUUGGUCAAUAAAUUAAUUUCUGUAUUUGCAUUGGCAAGAAAUUAUAUUAUCAAUUAGUAUCUGCUUGAGAUGGAAACAAGAAAUAGACUCACUGAGCCAAUUUGUAACAGUCAAUGUGAACCAUCAGAAAAACAGCACUUCAACGUCUACAAAGAGUGACAUUUAAUCAAACAAAUCAAUGACACUUUGAAUAUCAUCUUUUUUGUAGUAUAUCAGAUAGCGUCUAGUCUUCCUACAAAACUACUGUUUGAAAUCUGUCUUUGGUGAUUACCUGUGUAUUUUUAUUUAGACAAAAAACGCAAAUUGUAAAUUUAACAUUUUCCUUAGUGUUGUGUGAUUGGAUUUUUAUAUGUUAUCUUUUCAGUCUGUGCUGACAGAGAAAGAAAUUCGCAACCGCUUCUUGUCGCUAUGGGAAGAUAAGGGAGAACUCCUAGUAUAUCGUUCCUUUGUUUCCAUAUACCCCGACUAUGCCAGCUACUAUGACCAGAUAGCGGGUUCCAUUCCACCAGGUGUCGAGGUGGAAGUCACCUCAACAAAUAACAAUGGGGGCAUUUCAAAUGGUAGUGGUGAGGAGAAUGUUACAGAUACGGGUGGACAUAAAUGUUCUAUUCUUGUAAACAAUGCGGAGCACAAAGUUACCUCUAAUACAGACACAGCACCAGAUCUAAGUGUACAGGAAGAUAGUAAGGCCAGUAUUGAUAAGUCUCCAGUAAGAACAGGACAUGUUGAAAAUGGCAAUCAUAAACCACAGGCUGAUCAAGGAGAUGCUCCAGUAAAAAGCACCAAAAAAGUCAAAUGUCUCACAGAACAGUCUAUUUCACUCCAAAAUGUGGAGAACGGUGGGGAUCACGGGUAUGUACAGAAAAAUUUACCAAUACUUGAUUCAUCGCAGGAAAAUUUGGAAGAAGAUUCAAGUGGUAGUAGCGACGAAAGCGAUUCACAGGAACUUAACCAUACAAAUGGAGGAUGUGGCUCGGAGGAGGAUGUCUGUCACGAUGAUGAUGACAGCAACAGUGAACAGGUUGGGUAUUACAGCAGUCAUGAUGAUUUAAUAGUCAUGCUCAGAGGUACUCAUGAAGACUUGAAGAAUCAAAUCUACUGGCAUGUCAAAGAAAAGUUCAGCCAAUGGCUGCGAGACACUCCUGAGGAGGACUUUGAUCUGUCCUCCUUAGAUGAGGACAUCAUUACUUUGGCCAAUCCUUACACGGAGACACCUGAGAAUGUUGUGGAUUGUGAACAGGAUGGAUUUAACAAUUUUAGCAACGAUGAGGAUUUGGAAGAAAUGGGUUAGUCGUUCUGUUAUUGAUUGAAACAAGAUUUAAGAUUUGUUAUUAGACAUUCAUAAAAUUGGCCUUGCAUUCCUGCAAAAUGAAUUGAUGGAAAAUUACCUGUUAAUAUUACAUUGUUUUCUACAUUUACAUAAGACAAUUUGUAAAAGUUCAAGUCUAUCAUUCUACUGUACUCAGAUUCGUUUGUUUUAAUUUCAGCUGAAGGUAAAAAGAAAAGCAUUCCCGAGACACUAGAGCUGCUUGGCCUAGCUAUAGAAAAAGAUGAAAAUCUUAGGUAAUAUCCGAUUAUAACUGUCCUUCAAGAAAUCUUUUCGUGGCUUUCACUGACUCAAGCAAAAAAAAAAAAAAACACUUUUUUUUUUCCCUCCAAAAAUUAUCACUGUUACCUAAUUGCAAAAUCUUUUGCUACUAAGUAAUAGUUAGAUGAAAUCCUUGUUAUCAUUUAGAACUUAACGCUCUAAUCAUUAAUCAUUUCCAUUGUUGUGGGUUUUGUUGUCAAAUAAAUGAUACCUAUAAAAUUCUAAAUGGUUUACCUUAUCUAGAAUUAAAACAUUUUUUUUUUUGUUGCUCAUUCUUCAGAGAAAACAGAAAACGUAAAAUCAUUCAUGGCUCAGUUAUCUACAAGAGGAGGAAUAUCGUGAAAGAAGCUAAACGUCUUCACCUAGAUUUUGGCAGAACUCCCCACCUGGGACCCAAGGGGGAUGAGGACGUAACUAUUGCGAAAGCCAAACAUGUUGUUUUUGAUGAUGAUGGGAACCCUCAAGAAGUAAAAAAAGAGACAAGUACAUUAAAUAUUACACAAGUAAGCACUACUUUAUUACACAAGUAACUGUAAGAACUGCUUUAGAACACAAGUAAGCACUACUUUAAUUCCCCAUAUAAUUAGACAUCAAAACUGUUUAAUAUUAGUGUAAAAGAAAUAUAAGAACAAGGUUUGCUAGCCUUGAAUUCACUGACGAGACAAAAGAUUUUGAAUAUUAGUGUAGUAUUAUUAUAUGUGCCAAUAGAAAUCUGGCUUUAGUGUUAAAAAUAUAGAAGAGCAGCACCAGUCUAUCCCCACAUGAGGCCAAAAAUCAGUGUGUUACGUUUUAGUUUUAAAAUAUUUAUUCACUUUUGUUAACAUAAUUAUAGUUAUAGGUUAUGUCCUUUAAUACAGAAAAUUAAGAAUAUGAAUGAAAUGAAAUAAUUUCUCACAUGGUCUUAACAAUUAUGAUCUGGAAUAUUGCUAUACUAAAUAUCAUGAUGGGGUUGAAAAGUGUUCAAUAUUAUCAAUGUUUAUUUAUUGUUGCUUGUAGCAUGAGUGUAGGAGGGAUUGCUGCAUGGGGCAUGAUGGUAUGAAAGAUUGAUCAUGGUCUAAGAGAACUUUUUUUGUGUGCUCUUCCAUAGAAAUUAAUAGGGUAAAUUAUUGUUUAAAUGUAAUAAAGAUUACUACAGAUGUAAAUGUAAGCAAAUGAUAUAUUGUUAUUAUAACUUUUGUUUGUAUCUCUUAUCUCUAGCCCUACAGUAGCUUCUUUGAUGAAGAUGUCUCCCUUGAGAAAGAUGCAGAUGAUGAUCAGGAGGAUUCUUCUCUUUCACUAGCCCAAGAAGCAACAGACGGCAGCUCAGCUGUCAGCUCAUCAGAGAAGAAGAAAACAAAGAAAAAGAAAAACAGGAAGAGAAAGCCAACAGUUCCCAUCCCAGAAGAUUUGGCAGGCGAUCAAGUCUUGCGGAAAUAUUGGUACCAGAGAUAUCGACUAUUCCGAAAAUUUGAUGAGGGUAUUAUACUCGAUAAAGGUAGAAAUUAUAAAUAUUCUUGUGUUGAUUUUUUUGAGUGCUGGUCUUUAAUUGUAUUUUUUAUUUUAAAAAAAAAACAAAUUCAUAAAAUAAAUGGCAAUGAUUUAAUAGAAAUGGAAUUAGAUUAUUUUAGGUAUGUCCUUUAAAGACAUUGCUUGUUUCAGUUUUGUUGAAGUUCACUUAUAUCCUGUAUGGACAAUGCGUGUUCUAGAUUCAGUCAUGUGCAGCCAUGCAGGUGUCAGUUGUCAUCUCUACACUGUUCAAAUUAUUCGGCUUACUUCUAUUACUAAUCUACAGAGAGUUGGUUUUCCGUGACCCCUGAGGCCAUAGCUGCGCAUAUAGCAGAACGGUGCCAAUGUGAUAUUAUUGUGGAUGGCUUCUGUGGAGCAGGAGGAAAUGCUAUUCAGUUUGCUUUCACCUGUAAUAGAGGUAAAUUCCCAUUUUAUUCUCUCUGUGGAGAUGCAGGUUAAAUUAAAAUGUUAAUAGCCCAGGUUCUCUUUAGCUAAUAAUACCAAAGAACUUUCUGCUGUAUUUCAAAUGUAUUGAUAUAUAUGAAUAUAUAAGAGAUAAUGCCAUACUAUAAAAGUAACUGUGUCUUAUAAUCUGCCUCAUUCUUUUUUGUCUGAAACACCCCAGCCUUUUAAAGCACAACCUGCCCUUCCUUAAGUAUCCAUGAUAAUAUGACAGCAAUGCUGAUAAUUUUGAUUUAGUCGACCAUGUUUAAGUGAUCCCAUUUAUUGGAUUCGUAGGAACACUUAGCCUCUGUACUCUGUAAACAUUAAAUGAUGGGCUACAUUCUUCUUCUUCUUUUUUUUUUUUUAAAAUAAAUUUUACAACUACCAGUAUUAUUUAUUCUUGGAAUUACUUAUUAAUGAAGCAGAUUCUUAUUUGUUUCAACAAGAGCACUGGUGCUUCUUUAAAUAUGUUCUAAAUUUACAAUGAUAAUAUUGCAAGUUGGUUUAACCCUGAAACAUUUUUUUAUGUUUAUAGUUAUAGCCGUAGACAUUGACAAAUCCAAACUGGAAAUGGCCCGACAUAAUGCAGAGGUUUACGGUGUCGCUGAUCGUAUAGAGUUUAUUCAUGGGGACUUUCUGCAGGUAAGAAAUUCAAAAAUUUUAUUGGUUCCACAAGAUUGGUUAGAGAAGGUUUUGUGUAAAGGAUGAUUCUAAAUUAUGAUUGGAUGAAUAGUUACUGAUACUGCUUAUCAAGGGAAUUAAACUGUAUAUGUGUACUAAUGUAUAAAUAUCUAUGUGAAGGACCCUUUAUCUUGCAGUUGGCUCCAUCACUUAAUGCUGAUGUUGUGUUCCUGAGCCCACCGUGGGGUGGGCCUGAAUACCUCAGCAAAGAUGUUUAUGACCUUGACAAUAUGGCUGGAUUCAAUGCAUAUCCUUUUUUACGAGUAGGUUAUUAAUUGUAUGCUGGCUGUAUGUCACAAAGCAGAGGCCUCCCUGCCUAACACAUCACAAGCCACCUUUUGCUGUUUUUUGGUCAUGCAUCUUUUUUUUGGGCAUUGUUUUAUUUUGAAUUUUAAAAUGCAGCUUUGGCCCUUUGUUUAGGCUGCUGAGAGGGUCACAUCUUGAUUACAUUGUGCAGGAGUGCAUUAUUGGAGUUUGACUGGCUUUUAUCCAUUUCAUCUUUCUUAUGGUCAUAUCCUUAACUGUCACACUGCACAUCUGAUGGAGGUUUCUCGGAACAUCACUGAUAACAUUGCAUUCUUCCUUCCUAGAAACACAGACUCUGAGAAGGUGAGAAAUUACAUUUGAGUGAAUUUAUUUAAAAAAUUUUUUACAUACUCGUCCCACUGAAUUUAUGGUUUUUAAACAGUGAAUUUUUUUUAAUUUUGUAUUUUUCUGAUGGAAUGGGUGGUCAUGUUGGUUUGAGUGCACUAUUAUUGAUUCUUGCUAAAUUUCAACUGCUGUGUAUUAAUACAAACAUUCCCACAUUAACUAUAUGUGUAUAUUUGGUUUGGUUUUGAUUUCAAAUAAUAAAUUUGUGCAACUCGCGUCACUCAUCAUUUUUAAUGCCUCAUUUUGAUUCUUGUAUUUGUUUCUAGUUGACAGCUUUAGCUGGAGUUGGGAAACAAGUGGAGAUAGAGCAGAACUUUCUGAACAAGAAACUCAAGACCAUUACAGCUUACUUUGGUGAGCUCAUUCUGGCACAUGGGCAAGAUGAAUAGUACGUCACUGAAAGCUAUUGAGAAUGAAAUAAUAUUCUACUUCUGCUUUUAGGCGUUGUACGUGGACCACAAAUUUUCGUGUGAUUUCUUGAUAUUUUUCAAACCGAUACUAAUAAAGGAGAAUAAUUCUCAGAAUAUCUUUUAGAUGAAAUCCCAUCUGUUGGUACAAUUUCUGCACUCACCACUUAUUAUACCUCAACCAAUUCCUCAUUCCUGGUCAGACUAUGUCAUUUUGCAGAAUAAUUUAAUAGCCAUUCAAAUACUAGUCCGUGUCUACUGGUCAAAUAGAAAAUGCUUUUCAUUUAAAUACAGUUUCAAUUGUCUAUGUGCUGAUUGAUUUUUUAAUCAUGUUAAUGUGAAGAGUUACCUUUCCUACUGUGCAAUUUGCCUCAGCCAUCUUGGUUUAGUGACUGCUCUUUCAAACAUAUAGCUACUGUAUAGACUGGUUCAUAAGCCAACUUUUUUGGGAAAUAUUUCAGGGGAAUAAGUGGGAUGUUCGGCUUAUGAGCUGGUCAUGGGAGAUUUUUAUCAAUUACUCCAGCUACCAUAACAGUGGUUCUAUUCCAUAAAAGAAAACAUGGAAGAAAACAGUAAGUAACAGAGGUAAAGAUAAGAAGGAAGCAGUGUGCAAAAUUGGCCACAUAUGUCCAUGAUUGUGGGAAGAAAAAAAAACAAGACCUCCGUUCAAACAAAAAGCCAAGACUCUUCAAAAUUACAACUCAAACUCAAGAACUCAACAGUUAGACUUAACGCAAAUUAUUUGAUGAAAGUCUUGCUACAGACUAAUUUUAAGGAACAACAAAAAACUCAAACAAGGAUUUUAAAGACUGUAAAAUAUGUGUACGAUGAAUGAUGAAAUAAAAUUUCAUUUAUUUAGAUCAAUAGAAAUAUCUAAUCUUAUGUUAUACUAUUUUAUCUUACCUUGUUUCAAAGUACCUACAUUGAAUCAUGAAAUUGCUUUGUUAUUGCUGAGGUCAUAUUUUUGGAAAUGUUCAUUGUGGUUAGAGAAUAUGCCCAUAGUCAUGGGAAGUGAGCAUCAGUGUUGACAACUUUAUUAAAAAUUAAGACAGUCAACUAAUUAAAAAUCGGCUUAUGAAUGAGUAUACAUGUUAUCAUCUUUAUCAAGGAUUCAGUUUUUAAACAUAUGUAUUUCCAUGUUAUGCCGUAUUCUGUUACAAUAUGUAAUCUUUUGGCAGGUUUUUGUAUGGGAAAUCAUUUGGGUAAAACAGCUACUUUGACUUAUUAACAGUAGCAGCCCGUGUCAUAUUGACAAUGUACACAUGUCAUAUGGACAAUGUACAUAUGUCAUAUGGACAGUGUACACAUGUCAUAUUGACUACAUACACAUCAUAUUGACAGCAUACACAUGCCAUAUGGACAACGUACAUUGGGGACAAAAUUACAUGUUGAGAUUUUGAUCUGUUUUUUUAUUUGUAUAAUUUGUAAUUGAGUUUAAUAACCUUCAUGUAAACUUGCUCAAAGUGCUGUCACUACCACUAAGCUCAUAGGACAGGAUCGCUGUCACUACCACUGAGCUCAUAGAACAAGUUCGCUGUCACUACCACUAAGCUCAUAGAUCAGGAUUCUUGUUGAAUAUAAUUUACUCUGCAUCUGGAGGUAAUGGGAAUAUUUGAUGAAGUUGACAAAGAUACUUUCUGUAAGUGAUGGGAGUUUAGUGGUUAAUGUGACGGCAUCGUCUCUGCUUACAAGUGUGAACAAAAUUAAUAAUUGUUGAUCUCAUCAGGGUGGGGCUUCCACGGUUCAUAUUUUACUGCCAACAAGUAAAGACCUGCUGUUCAAUUUUCAUUUAAGUAUUUUAAUUUUGUUCUUCAUGUCCACACAACAGAAUCACAUGGUGUUGUCUUGGUUUAACAAGUGUUUGCAACUGCUGGUGCUUUCGUCUCAUGUCAGCUUUAAGAUUGACAUGGGCUGUAGAUCUGUUGUUGAACACAUCGGUUGUGCAAAGAAAACUUAAGGUCUGAGAGCUACAUACAUGCCUGCUGUAGAUUUAGUCAUCUUGGUUUGCCAGACAGUCAAAAGUAAUUUACACUUCUAAACACAUUGACUUGGUAGCCAUAUUGACUUGGUUGCCACAGGUUUCAGCUUGUUAUAUUUGCUGGUCAUUCAUGAUGAUCAUGUUGUUCUUCUUAUCAGGAAUGUUGUAGCUUCCAUUCAUUCAAGUGUUGGCGAUGUUUCAUCUAAUGCUGUCUUUAAAUAGGGCCAUUUUGUGAUUG
Messenger RNA from Lymnaea stagnalis (great pond snail), 11830 nucleotides. Lineage: Eukaryota; Metazoa; Mollusca; Gastropoda; Lymnaeidae. The record is from the annotation of a GenBank genome assembly.